AUGCCCCAUUAUGGUACACCCAUUCAUCUAACACACCUCUCCCUCUGGACCCAACCCGUCAAAACAGCUAGUUUCCUGGGCGUACCGUUAGAUGAGCUAGACGAAGACGACCGGUUAUUACACUACACUAACAGGGCAAAGUUACUGCUACAACAACAACAUCAACCACAUUCACUGUUGGAAGCUAGAAGCGAAUAUUUCAGUUUUAAACAUACAAUUGCGAUUAAAACCAGGAAAUUAUCUGUGUCAGUACAUACAUUAGAUCUUUUGUUGCAUGGAUUGAAAUCGAAUGCUAAUUCAGAUAUCGAGUAUAGGCAGGAGCUCACAGAUUUAGAGAACGUCAUACAAACCUAUAUCGAUACCGCACAGCGCACAGCACAAGAUAAAAUCCAAAUGGAUUCAAUAAAAUUAAUAUAAGUUUAAAUUAAAUUAAAUAAUUUAUUUUUCAAUUAUUUUUCAAAGUUUAAGAACUUAUG
Anastrepha obliqua is the source of this 476-nucleotide messenger RNA. RefSeq names its product nuclear pore complex protein Nup160 homolog. The record is from RefSeq and is a predicted model, not a curated record. Bases 1 to 417 code for a protein of 138 amino acids. The transcript has 2 exons. Lineage: Eukaryota; Metazoa; Arthropoda; Insecta; Diptera; Tephritidae.